GUGAAACUCCCUGUUCACCUCAUCAGCAAGCAGAACAACACUGUGCACAGUUUCUAGCAUCAUACGUGUGUUUGAGGAACAGUGAGACAUGAAGUGGAUUAUCCUUUUAUUCAUCGCAAUUACCUGGUUUUCUACAACACAAGCUGUUGCUGCCAGCUGUGAACAUGUCCUCACUGACUGUCUUCAAAGUGAUGUCCGCUGGGCCAGUUGUUUUGAAGACAGAGUUGUAUCCUGUAGACAAUCACGCAUCAGACCACCAAACUUCAUUAAACAGAUGAUGAACUCAUCUCAAGAGGUUGAAGUGAGUCCCACUCUCAAACACAGGCUACACAUCCCAUCCUCAGCUCUUCAGAGAGGCAGGAGAAAUGUAUCUGAUGAGGAGGUACAGGUGGUGGCCACAGUGAUCAACAGCACUUACUUUAAGCUGUGGACUCCGAGACAAGGAAGGGGGAGAAUGUUCAUACCCACAGUGCCUGCACACAGGCAAGGCACUGUUAUGGGAGGGUUAGUCCUGGCAGUGAUGGUAGGGAACAGUCCUCUCAGAAACCUCUCACAACCAGUCAAACUAACCUUCAAAAAAACCUACAACAACAGCAGCAAACAGAAGCAACGCGGGGAGUGUGUGUAUUGGGAGGAGCUCAAUGACGGAACAGGUUAUUGGAGCAUAGAUGGCUGUGAUACCAGUGACCAUGGAACUGAGUCUAUUUGCAGCUGCAACCACCUCAGUUUCUUUGCUGUGCUUGUGAACCCUGUACUAUCAGUGGAUGAAAUUCACUCUGUGAGUCUUACUUACAUCACCUACAUUGGAUCAGCUCUCUCUGUCUUCUUCACAGUCAUCAGCUUGUUCAUCUAUAUAUGUCUACAACGGCGGCGCCCAGAGAAGGCCAUCAGUGUGCAUAUGCAUCUAACUGGAGCACUGUUCUGCCUCCACCUCAGCUUUCUGCUGUGCAGCUUCUGGGUGUUGAGGUUGAAAGAGAAUGAGGAGAGCCGGGUAUGCCAGUUUCUGGGUCUCUUUUUGCACUGGUCCCUGCUGGCCACCUUCAGCUGGAUGGCUCUGGAGGGAUUCCACCUCUACCUUCUCCUUGUCCGAGUCUUCAACAUCUACGUCAGUCGAUACCUGCUUAAACUCAGCAUGGUGGGAUGGGGUUUUCCCACAGUGAUUGCGGUAGUUUGUGGGAUUUCAGGUGUUUAUGGCAAAUACAGUCUGCAAAUGAAUGAUACAAAAAACCACAGCUUAACAGCAGAGAUAUGCUGGUUGAACAGCAGUUUCCCACAGAUGCUUGUAGUCAGCUUCAUCACUAAUGUGGCCUUUCCAUGCCUGGUGAUACUGUAUAAUUCUUGCAUGCUGGGACUGGUGAUGUUUAAGCUCUGGGGUAUAAGAGGAGGUAGUGGAGGCACUGAGAGCAGCAGUGGCCGGAAGGAGAUGAACAAAGAGAAAAGGAGCAGGUUAUGGAAAGACUGUGCUACAUUGCUGGGCCUCAGCUGCGUGCUUGGGUUACCUUGGGGGUUAGCGAGCACCACCUACAUCUCUCUCCCUGGGAUCUAUGUAUUCACCAUACUAAACUCCCUGCAGGGUGUAUUUAUGUUCAUUUGGUCCAUGGCUUUGACUUGCAAGUCUCGAUCUGACAGGAACUCUUCAAUCAGAGACCCUUCCUCCCAGAAAAUGAUGACAACCAGUUUCAAUAACUGACAUUCACACCUAAAACAAAUACAUUAUCCAUUGCCUAUAUUAGGUGUGUAUUGACCUUUGAACUCCAUUCAUAUUCAAUUAUUCACUUAACUAACAAUAACUUAAUUUGUUGAUAUCUUGCUCUUUCUUUACAUAUAGAUUACACAGAAAAUAAUACAUCAUGAACAGUUACCCUUCUAGUUAUUUAUUGUUGUUUUAAUUAUGAUAUUGUUACAGUUAUAGCCUAUGAUAUCAAAUGUUGUCAAAGAUUUACUGGUGAAUCACUGAAUAAGAAAACUCUUACUUUCUUUUCUUCAAAACUGAACAUUCUAAUACAUAAUCAGAAAGACAACUUUGUAUUUGAAGCAGUGACUACAGUUAGGCACUGAAACUCAAGACAGUGUUUUUAGGGGAUAUUGGUUGCUUCUAUGGUUGACUUAUGUAUCCCUAAAUUUCAAAACACAACCUUUCAUAAAACAAAUUAUCAAAAGUAUGGAGGAAAACAAGUUUGCCUUUGACUAAGUUGUAAUAUCUCCACUAUAUUCUGUAUUGUUAUUAUUAUUAUGGCAAUGUUUCCAUAAACUAACACAAUCUAACAUUUACUUGUCCAGCUGUACAAGUGCUACAGCUGUAUUCACCCAGGUCUUCAAAAAACAUUGGAUUUUGCUAACAUGCUAGCUAGCUAGACAUGCUAGCAUUGGUCAAUUACAGUAGCUCUCCAAAUUUCUAUUUUUUCUGUGCUGUGCUGUUUAUACAUCACAUAUUGUCAUGUAUACAUCACAUAUUGUGAUGUAUACAUAAAGAUUGUACAUCAUUUCAUUCAAUGAAGAGUUACAGCAAAAAAGACUUGGCUGCUAACAGGCUCCCUGGCUCUCUUUUUCCUGAAAGGAUAGCAUUGUCAGAAUAAUCUCUUAUUGGUGCAAAUUCACGUCAGAGUUCAUCUAAGAUCACUGUAACUCCAAGUUCUGCUGUUGAUGCUGUUAAUUUGGAAAUAGCUGUUUUUUGUUUCCCUUGAAUGUGGAAGUGACAACUGUUGUCUAUAUGGCUGCUUCUGUCAGUUUGAACUGUUUCCUGUUUGACCAGUAUUUUGUUGUUCAUUUGUGCAACUGUACAAAAUGUAUCAGUGUUAAUACCUGAGAAACAAAAGCAAGUGGACCCAGA
Messenger RNA from Lates calcarifer (barramundi perch), 2830 nucleotides. RefSeq names its product adhesion G-protein coupled receptor G1. The transcript has 12 exons. Gene Ontology annotation, cellular component: membrane. Bases 89 to 1690 code for a protein of 533 amino acids. Lineage: Eukaryota; Metazoa; Chordata; Actinopteri; Centropomidae. Gene Ontology annotation, biological process: cell surface receptor signaling pathway; adenylate cyclase-activating G protein-coupled receptor signaling pathway. The record is from RefSeq and is a predicted model, not a curated record. Gene Ontology annotation, molecular function: G protein-coupled receptor activity.